AUGUCCUGCUGUGUCCCCACCUGCGGCGUGGCCACCCCGACCCCUCUGGCUGACACCAGCAACCAGGCCUGCGUGCGGCAGUGCCCCGACUCCACGGUGGUCAUCCAGCCCCCGGCCUCGGUGGUCACCUUCCCCGGGCCCAUCCUCAGCUCCUUCCCGCAGCAGAGCGCCGUGGGCUCGGCCGGAGCUCCCUUCAUCGGAGGCGGCUUUGGUGGCUCCUCUGGACGCCGUGGGGGCUCCGGAGGCUCUGGUGGCCUUGGGGGACUUGGAGGUUAUGGAGGAUUCGGAGGUUUUGGGGGCAGCUGCGGCGGCUCCAGAAGCUGCGGGCCCUGCUAA
Zonotrichia leucophrys gambelii is the source of this 336-nucleotide messenger RNA. RefSeq names its product claw keratin-like. NCBI's taxonomy places the organism in Eukaryota, Metazoa, Chordata, Aves, Passeriformes, Passerellidae. Gene Ontology annotation, molecular function: structural constituent of cytoskeleton. The record is from RefSeq and is a predicted model, not a curated record. Gene Ontology annotation, cellular component: intermediate filament. The transcript has a single exon. Bases 1 to 336 code for a protein of 111 amino acids.